AUGGCGGCGCAGAGCCCACCAGAUCCUCGUGUUCCUCCCGACAGAGCUAUCAGCGUCAACGGCCCUAUGAUCGCAGUAAUCGUCGGCGACGGGGACGAAAAGACUACAUUCUACAUCCACGAAGAGCUGAUUUGCACCCAUUCUAAUUUCUUCAAGAAUGCUAUGAAGCCGGAGUGGGCUGAGAUGCGAAGCGAUCCACGUUCUGUUCACUUAACCGACGACGACGCCGAGCACCUACCCGUUAGAGUCGAUGAGAAAAGCAGCGAGGAAUAUGACCAGCUCGCGAAGGCAUAUGUUUUAGGCGAGAAGAUUAUGGACGAUGGGUUCCAACAAGGUAUAUUUGAUGCCAUAAUUGCGAAGUCGGCAGUGCUUGUGCAGGUUGGGGAGGGUCGGACUCGAUAUAUGCCUGACUUUAAGGCAAUUCAGAUUAUCUAUGAGGGCACGCCCGAAGGCUUUCCUGCCAGACGCCUUGUUGUGGACUUCUAUUCAUGGGAAGCCUCUGAAAGCUGGUUCGAAAACCUCACCGUCAAUCCAUAUCCGGCGGAUUUCUUAUUCGACGCAAUGAUACGCCUGGCAUCCGUCCGAGAGAAGCUAGCUACGGAUAAACCAUAGGUUAAGUCGCCUGAGAAGUAUCGCAAAGGCGGCGAGAAGAGGGAUAGCGGCGAGGAUAGCGAGGCGAAGACCUGUGACAGCAAAAAUGGCGUGGAAAAGAACACCAAUGCAUAGUUCACCGACGUCUAGCAGGAGGAAGCGGAUGCAUUGCUGACUGGUUUUUGUCGACGGGGUGAGGUUUAGAGGUGGCAUGAGAUACUCAGCGACUCUCUGAGCGGGUAGAUAGAUCCGUGCGACCUGGUGCUAAAUCAAUCACGUCCAAGUGCUGGAAGUGGGUCGAAGCAGCCUUGACGGUGUCGUGAAGCUGUC
Molecule: messenger RNA, 921 nt
Organism: Mytilinidion resinicola
Lineage: Eukaryota; Fungi; Ascomycota; Dothideomycetes; Mytilinidiales; Mytilinidiaceae
Exons: 3
Coding region: 1-612 (203 amino acids)
Source: RefSeq, a predicted model, not a curated record